This is a messenger RNA of Hevea brasiliensis (rubber tree), 2032 nucleotides long. RefSeq lists its product as uncharacterized. The transcript is spliced from 8 exons. NCBI's taxonomy places the organism in Eukaryota, Viridiplantae, Streptophyta, Magnoliopsida, Malpighiales, Euphorbiaceae. The record is from RefSeq and is a predicted model, not a curated record. Bases 212 to 1855 code for a protein of 547 amino acids. Gene Ontology annotation, biological process: lipid metabolic process.
CUCUCCUUUACUUCUUCCUCCGCAUCCUCUCUGCGCCUGCUACAUCACCGCCACGGCAGCCGCCAAUCACGAUCGAUAAGCCGAGACAAAUAAACGCGCCUCGCGUCAUUGUUCAGCCUAUGUCGAGCUCUGACAACCGCCGCAUAUCGGUAUCCUUAUCGUCAUCCAAUAAUAUACGUAGUCCUUCGCGUCUGCCAUUCUGUAUCUCGAAAUGGCUAAUAGAUUCAUAAAGCGCCUCUUCCACGACUUAUAUUACACAAAUUUGAUCAAGAGACAAGAAACAUACAGAAGGUUUGUCUAUGGAUUUCUGAGUCGACGUCAAUCACAAAUAUCAAAACCGGAUAUGGAAGAAGCAGAUGCACUGAAAGAAACAAAAAAUGCAGCCCAAGUUUCUUCAAAGCCUCAACUUAAGAAAAAGACGGACAGUAAGUCUGGACUUGGCAAAUACUGUUCUAGUGAUGAUCUGAGUGAUAAUAAGUGGAGGUUAGAGCUUGCUUGGCUUACAAAAGCUCUUGAACCAGCUCUGCAAUUGUGGAAUGGACUUGGAAGCAAAACCCCUCCUAGUGGUCGAUCUCUUACAGAGAUCAUCGCAAGCAUUCAGCGGAGCAAGAGUGGGAUUGAGGGUUGGAGCUUGAGUGAUCUUACAAUCGGCCUAUUUCUUAUUUAUCUUCGACAGUCAUCCUUAAGUCCAAAUGAGGAUUUUAAGGGUGUUCAAGUCUCUUCAGAAUUAAUAGUCCAAGAUCUCAUUUACCACAUUGAGUUAGCAAAAGGUUCUUAUAAGGAUGGUGCUUUUUGGCUUGCAAGGAACAGCAUGCUUCGUGAAAGCAAUAUUCUUAAAUUUGUAAAACAUUCCAGUGUGAUGAGGCCUGGUUAUUACAUAGGGAUUGAUCCUCGCAAGAAACUCAUAAUUCUGGGAAUUCGUGGAACUCAUACUGUCUAUGACCUUAUUACUGACAUUGUUUCUACAAGUGAUGGAGAAGUCACUUUUGAAGGCUAUUCAACCCACUUUGGCACAGCCGAAGCUGCUCGUUGGUUUCUUAAUCACGAGAUAGGAACCAUAAGGAAGUGCUUGGAGAAAUAUGAGGGAUUUAGAUUAAGGUUAGUGGGUCACUCUCUUGGAGCUGCUAUAGCUUCUUUGCUAGCGAUCAUGCUUCGGAAAAGGUCAUAUGAGGAACUUGGAUUUAGCCCUGAUAUUGUUUCUGCCAUUGGAUUUGCAACUCCUCCGUGUGUCUCCAGAGAACUCGCUGAAAGCUGUGCUGAUUUUGUUACAACUGUUGUAAUGCAGGAUGAUAUUGUACCCAGGCUAAGUGUGGCUUCUCUAGCAAGGCUGAGGAAUGAAAUUCUUCAAACUGAUUGGAUGAGUGUCAUUGAGAAGGAAGACUGGAGAAGUGUCAUAGGUUUGGUCACAAAUGCAAAGCAGGUUGUAUCUUCUGUACAAGAUGUAGCUUGGAAACUCGCCGAUUAUGCGAAGUUCAGGAGCAACAAGAAUUCUUCCGACGGUCCCAUCUAUAAGCAGUCACUAGCAGCUUCCGGAGCCAAUUCAACUUCCAAAGCUACAAUAGUCAAUAAUUCUGUCCUCAAAAAGGAAGGAGCUGCUUGUAUGGUGUCAGAGGAGUUAUUUGUUCCAGGUACUGUUUACUAUCUAAAGAGGAACAUCGACACUAAUGCUUCCAGCAGAAAUGGCAGAGAGGUAGAAUUUUUCACACUAUGGAAAAGGCAUCCAGGUGAACAUUUCCAGAGUAUAGUACUCUCUAGCAACAUAAUCUCAGACCACAAGUGUGAUGGCCAUUACUACGCUCUACGAGAUGUACUCAAAGCUUUGCCAGUGACCCGUGACGAAGACAUCUUUAAAUGAUUAAAAACCAAUAGUCACUCAAUUUUCGCUAUAAUAUGUGAAAUGUUUAUAAAUUUCAAUUUUGCUUGUACAAUGUCAGUGUAUAACUUGCAAGCAAUUUGGUGAAUUCUUGCUGAAACUUGUACAGUAGUUUGCUAUUCGAAAUUUUCUAUGAGAUCUUUUGUUGUUCACUGAAAA